AUGUUUUUCGCGGUAGUGACAAACCAAAUGGAGGAGAGAGUUCUGAAGAAUAAACUUGGCUCCAUCGAGCAAGAGCAGAAGAGACUGAUGAAAAGAUAUCGUUCAGAAACCAGACUUCUCAAAAUUAAGCAGGAACAGCGAAUUGGAAAUCUUUCGCUCAAGAGACAGGAUACAAAAGGCGCUCACAUCAAAGGGAGUCCAAGUCCUAAAUCGUCUGAGGUUUGUAAAUAAAUAAUGCUCUUUUUCUAAGCUUAGUAGGGGGCAAAAGUUAUCUUCAGAAACACAAAAAAUAAUUCCACAGUAAAACGCAGUUUAAAGUGCCGCUAUUGUUGAAGCGUUGCAAUCAUUAGCGAUGAGCUAUAUAUCUGGAAAGUAGUUUGAAGUUCUUUUACUUUGACGUUUUUGCAAUCUACUCUUUUCACGUGAAUUUGUUUGGUUACUGUCUAAUCAAAAGCCUAAAACAUUGGAACAGAAAUGAGACGAAGUUCUGAUUCUUUAGACAAGACAAAUAGACUACAAAUAGAUCGAGAAAAAGACCCAGCUAGCGGGCUGGAGUUAAAAAUCGUGUAGUCAGUUCGUCAACUGGUUUAGUUACGAAGUAAGUUUUUUUUUAAUGGUUAAAUUUGCCGUUUGCCCUUGCUGAAAUAAUUAAACGACAGUAAAAUCUAUAAAAUGCUUGCUUGCGUGCUUUCAUUUAACUUAUAUCAGCCCAUGUUGAUGAGCCCAGCUGCAUAUUAUCACGAUAUAUAGCGGGUUUAGUCUCUUUAUUACUGAAGUAAAGAAUCGUUUCAUCAGGUCUGUGUUUGGUAAUGACGUCAGGGUUUUGUUUCCUGUCGUGGUGCAUACGUAGUAUUCGUAUCUACAGUAUUCGGUCAUCUUUGGGCAACUUGUCGAACCUUUUGGAAUUUACAGGGUCGUCAAUAUAAUUUUUCAGAAAAUUUUAGAUGCAAUUUGAUGCUUUACGACAGCAAAGUGAGAAAUUUUCUGAUUUCUCGAUUCCGUUACAUUUCCGAAUCCAAAACAUUCGAGGCCUCUUUCCUCACAAAUAAUGUGAAAAAUUCAGCUUCAGAAAUUCCUAAAGCGCAUUUAUUAGAAAAGCUUUGUAAAUCGUCCUCAAGCUUUAGAGAAUUCUAGGCAAUAUUUGUGCUUCUGCGCUCAGAUAUUUUUUAAAAAAAUAAUGCUCAAAUAUAGUCCUUUGGUUUAAAAACAUCAGGCUUACCCAAAGGUUCUAAUUUAAGUUAUUCUGUCUGUCUUCAAAUCGACAAAACUUUAUUCUUUUGUUCAAACAAACGAUAGUUCUGUGCAAAAGUAAAUAAGGACAAGAAAACCGCUUUUAUGCCCACCUUAAUGGUAUAAUUGAUUGCCGCACAUAGAUUUACGCGUCAAACCAAUUAAAAUUACCCUCAUCUAUGCUGCAAUUUGGCUGGUAAAAUCAUCAACAUUUUGACUUUAUGAUUCUCUUUCUUUUCUAAUAUGGAUCCUAAAAGACUAACGGCAAUAAACGUCAUCUAAAAAUCUGUAUCUUUGCAAUAAACCUAACAUGGAAAUUGCCAUGUUUAUUUCGGCCGUGAUAUUAUAGAGUUAGAGCUGACUUAACGUCAUACCUCGAUAAACGCUGUUCACAAUAGAUACAACAGUAAAUGAAAAUGACCGACAUCGAUUUGUAAAACUAAAGAUGUGACAAGUUUUAUUACUUUGCUAACUAAGCAAGCGUAGCCAUUGUCAACUACUAACAAUCAGAUCAUCAAAUGGUGCUGGGUAUUAUAUGAAGAAUUAUGCUGAUUGAAUUGGCGGGCGUUAGUUUACAGCCUCCUUAAAUCUGUAUAAUUUUUCAUAUCAUACGAAAGACGAAUUCAAUUAUUGUUUUAUUAUUCAUUCAAAGUAUUUAUAGUAGUGAACUCUUUCGCUAUUUUCUUCGGUUCACUCAUGCCAAAACAGCAGGGCUGCCUCUCUGCUGACUAGGAACGAGGUUGCGAUUAUAUAUUGGGACAAUAUACCAUCAUAGUUCCCCUCAGGAAACAUUUACAUUCUCGGGAAACAAAAUUAACUGUUCCCCUCGUGUGUGUUUUUUUUUCUAUCUUAAAAGGUUGAAAUGUGUUUCUCGUAUGAAAAACGGCAAAGUCCAAAGUGCUUUUGUGCCUCCAAGACAUUCCAAGAGAGUGGAAAUCCAGUAUUUUUAACCCAGGCAGAUUCACCACAGACAAUCGAAAGGUAUGGAUAUACAUGAAUAGUGCGUGAGUAAUUAACGGUUUGGCAAGCACAGUUCAAUUUGCAAUUGCAAGUUUAAUAUUUUAUUUAGUUUGCUUUUAUAGAGAGCAGUUAAAUUUACAGGACUUGCUGUUGAACUAUAGCUUGCGUGGCAGGCGCCGGUUUGUUUAUGCGGUUUGCUUUUAUAGAGCGGGCGCAUCCACGAAAUUUCUUCGCCUUAAGAAAAAAAAAAACAGAGCCUGCUAAGCAUCCUGCUACUGAACUAUAGUUUUACAAAUUGUACCUGACUGCUGUGAGUAGUUAUCGGGCGGUAGAGCAUCAUUAUGAAUAUAUUGUUGCAUGGAGGUUUGUAUGGAACUGUCCUCACCCAGCCAAAGUAACGAGUGGUACCAGAAACUCAUAAGGGGUUGAAACGUGUAACUCGAGUUUAAUGCUCGUGACUUUUCAUUUUCCUAAGUACCGUAUUUGGAAACCCUCGCUGGGCCUCAGUUCCCUCAAAGACAACAACUUUGCACGGUUUUUUGUACAUAUCUUUGCCGUCACUGCACGACUACGACGUAAAAUUUCCUAGUUUCACGCUUUGUGGAGACUGAAAACACAAGGCAACGACUUUCUUUUCCUUUUCCUCGGCUUCGAUACAGUCUUAAGAACUCAACUCCAGGAAAAAUUUGCUAACAUUUUAACGAAAUGGAAUAAGCGCGAUAAAGUUUGGAGCAGCGCUAAUACACAAAUUGUGUACUCUCUUUUUUUUAUAUAAGAAUAUAUUUUAUAAGAAUAUCGAGGCUGAAAUUUGCGAAAUUUUAAGAAUAUUUUAAGAAUAAAGCCGAGGCUGAGAUUUUUAAAAGGAUAGAUAUAAUUUUGUGUGUUGAAACAUCUGUAAAUACAAUACAAUUUUAUGUUUUUAACUCAACCGUAUAAAAUUGUUCCUUUCCCUGAACGGCGAAACUAGCCAACAAAACGAAAAAACCUGCACUAGCUAUAGCAAAAUGUUCAACGCUAAUGACAGUUCGAUGAACGCUACAUGUAAUACAUGUACAUAUACCCCAAUAAAUUCUAAAACGGAAAUGUCAUAAGCUAUAAUUUAAGAAUAAUACUUAGUUUUAGGUGUUUUAUCGAUUGAAACGGUAUAGGGAUGGUAGUCUUGAGUUGCGAGAACCGGAAUUCGAAUUAUCGGGGUAAAUUUCAGUGAAAUUUUGAUCAAAAGAAACGAAAUUUAGUUCGAGUUAGCGGGGGGAGUUAGAGUUAUCCCAGUUCGAGUUCCGGGGUCCUACUGUAUUAAAUAAACCUUUUCCUUUCUGAUUAUAAGGCAACAAUACAAUUUAUCUUCAGUUGCAUUCUUCAGUAAUGCUUUUACUUUGCUUAUCAUGUCUUGAUUUCAUCAACCACUGAAAUCUGACGUUGAUUUCCUUAACUUUCCAAAGUUGACCUUAUGUUUCCGAAAAUGAUAUAAAUUAAUUAUUCUAAAAAGCACCGAAGCAUCCCGAAAGACUCCGAACUGAAACGUUCAAAUUUGACUUUUGGUUCGUUCACCCAAAUGGUUUUCUUUCAGGCUUCCAAGACUGACCUGUCAAUUACCAACCAACCAAAAGGAAGAUUCCCUCUCACCACACAGAAUAUCCAGUGAAACUUCGACUUGUUUUGUUACGGAGGAACAAGCAAAGCAAAACAGGGGCCCUCCAAGAAGGCGGGAAACAUGGAAUGGUAAAACAGUAACAAAACUAUGUGCUUCUCUGUCACUUCCUCCAAGGAUACGCAGCUUUUCCGAACAAGACGCGAGGUCUUCCGAACAAGAAGCGAGGUCUUCCGAGCAAGAAGCGAGGUUUUCUGGACAAGGCGCGAGGUUAAGUGAUGAUAUGCAAACUCAUCUUGCCCACCAAAAAGACGCGUGUGCUUCUGAAAAUGAUUCAACAACAACGGGAAUGCAGCAAAAUAGAAUUUGUAAGAUGGCCUUCCCAACAGCUGAAGAUGUGCAACGUGGAAAUUUUCUAUCUGUGCCAAAACUUCCAGUUCGUAGAGCAUGCUCUUUGAAUUCUUUAAAAUCAGUGGAGAGCCUCCCACCAGUUUUCAGGAACCAGGAUGGCCUGAUGGUGACUAAAAGCAGCGAGGUAGACUGGAAUGAAGAAGAGGUUGCACCUUAUCCUUUACCUAUUUGCAGCAAACAAGCAAACAAAGUUUAUCAGAGUCCUGACGGCACUGCAACUAAUAAGGACUUCCUACAGCGCCGACAUCGUCCCCUGAGAAGGCAAGAAAAUCUUCUUGAAGAUACUGCAAGUGUUGAUGCUAUUAGCAUCCUUUGUAAAAGUCCCAUCAAGUCGCCGAGGGCAUGCAGUAGAAGCGAAACGGAUGCGACAAGAAAGAUGUCCCUUAGACGCCAGUCAUCUCGUAUCCAAAAUGGCCACGAGGAAGAAGGCCAAGAGACAGCACUCGUGAAAGACACCUCCCUAAAAAAAGGAAAAAUCACUGCGAGAUCAAGUUCUCUGUCUUCUUUUUGUGCUCAAGAGGACAAACCAAGAAUGAAAGUAACAAAGAAAGGGAAGCAAGAAAGCCUUGAAGCUCGGAAAGAGGACCUCCCAGAGCCAUUGGACAAGUCAAAGUGGCUGAUAGCCCUGAAAAAGGUUUUUAACGUAAACAUGUUUUUAGGUGGAAUGGUGGCUCUUCAGAAACAAAAGGAAAGGGAUCGUUUGGCUGUGGAACAAAAACAGGCUGAGCUGGAGAAGCUUUACGAAGAAUUGAAGCAUUGCAGAUACCUACGAUUGCCUAGCGGUGAAGAUGACAAUAAACUAAAAGAUACGGUAGCUUGGGUGUUUAGCAAAGAAUAA
Molecule: messenger RNA, 5027 nt
Organism: Porites lobata
Lineage: Eukaryota; Metazoa; Cnidaria; Anthozoa; Scleractinia; Poritidae
Source: the annotation of a GenBank genome assembly